CAUUUACUCCGUACUACGUAACUUAUUUAAACAUAAUCAUAAUUUAUUUUUUUCUCAAUGUAUCAAACUAAAACACUCACAUAAACUCAUUUCUCAGCCCCAAGACUCCAAGAGGCCAACACUUCUUUCAUCACGUUUGCGCUCUCCCCCGCGGUUCUGCAUUCUGCUGUUCAAUAUCCACCGUAGCCUAGCAGCAAUGAUCGCGACACAAAGAAGUGGAUCCGGGCAAUGGGCAAGCCCGAGAUCCCCAUCCUCUAUCCAAUCGGGACCGUAUCUUUCAGUUUCAGUGACUGAUCCAGCUAAAAUGGGCAAUGGCGUCCAAGCUUAUAUUUCAUACAAAGUCAUCACUAAGACUAAUAUGUCCGAGUAUCAUGGCCAAGAAAAGAUUGUUAUUCGACGUUACAGUGAUUUUGUUUGGUUGCGUGAUCGUCUUUUUGAGAAGUAUAAGGGCAUCUUUAUCCCUCCACUUCCAGAGAAGAACACUGUUGAGAAGUUUAGGUUUAGUGCUGAGUUCAUUGAGAUGAGGCGUCGAGCUCUGGAUAUAUUCAUUAACCGCAUAGCUUCACAUUGUGAGCUUAGACAGAGUGAAGAUUUAAGAAUUUUUUUGCAGGCAGAAGAGCAGACAAUGGAGAGAGCCAGGUCCCAAGACACUGGUAUUUUUAAGAAGAAACCAGCUGAUCUGAUUCAAAUUUUUAAGGAUGUACAAUCAAAAGUGAGUGAUGUUGUGCUUGGAAAGGAAAAGCCAGUUGAAGAAUCCAAUCCUGAAUAUGAGAAACUGAAGCAUUACAUAUUUGAGCUGGAAGAUCAUCUAGCUGAAGCUCAGAAGCAUGCAUAUGGUCUUGUAAAGAGACACAGAGAAUUAGGAGAGUCUUUGUCAAACUUUGGGAAAGCAGUCAAGCUUUUGGGGACAUCUGAAGACAAUGCACUGGGGACAGCAUUUUCUGAACUUGGGGCAAAAUCUGAGCUGAUAUCAAUUAAGCUUCAGAAAGAGGCACAUCACCUUCUAAUGAAUUUUGAAGAGCCACUGAAGGAUUAUGUCCGAGCUGUACAAUCAAUUAAGGCCACAAUGGGAGAGAGAGCAAAUGCUUUCAAGCAGCAGUGUGAACUGGCUGAAGCUAUUAAAUUUAAGGAGAUAGAUCUAAACAAACUAAGGCUAACACGAUCGGAGAAACUGGUCGAGGUUGAGCGUGAAUAUGAAGUGGUGAAAGCUGAGGGGGAGGAAGCGACCCAAAGAUUCAGAAAAAUAGUGGAGGUGAUGAAUGGAGAGAUUGUCCAAUUUCAAGAGCAGAAAACAGUGGAUAUGGGGAUUGCUUUUCAUGAAUUUGCGAAGGGACAAGCUAACCUCGCUAAAAGCAUUGCAGAAGCCUGGCGAGGUUUCCUUCCUAAGCUUGAAGCAUGCUCUUCCUAAUCACACCGAUAUUUGAAGGACCCGAAGACCGGGAUGUGGUACGCAACUUGCAAAUGGUGCGGGAAAAAAUGUAGCAUGGGGGUUUCAGGCGGAUACGGGAUGACAAUGAAGCAUAUGAAGUCAUGUGACAAAGCCAAAGGAUCGAGAGGUGCGGGAAGUUCCGAUUGAUUACAAUUUUCAAAAUGUUUGUCUCUUAAAGUUUGUUUUAAUUUUCAAAUGUAGUUCCUAUUUCAUUUCAAAUAAAUGCACUUGAAGUUUGUUUUUAAUACUUGUAUAAAACUAUAAACUAUAAAAUAUA
Molecule: messenger RNA, 1706 nt
Organism: Cuscuta europaea
Lineage: Eukaryota; Viridiplantae; Streptophyta; Magnoliopsida; Solanales; Convolvulaceae
Source: the annotation of a GenBank genome assembly